This is a messenger RNA of Bipolaris oryzae ATCC 44560, 897 nucleotides long. RefSeq lists its product as uncharacterized. Gene Ontology annotation, molecular function: methionine adenosyltransferase regulator activity. The transcript has 2 exons. The coding region runs from base 1 to 897 and encodes 298 amino acids. Gene Ontology annotation, cellular component: methionine adenosyltransferase complex. Gene Ontology annotation, biological process: S-adenosylmethionine biosynthetic process. The record is from RefSeq and is a predicted model, not a curated record. NCBI's taxonomy places the organism in Eukaryota, Fungi, Ascomycota, Dothideomycetes, Pleosporales, Pleosporaceae.
AUGAGUACCUCGGGCAAAGCCAGUGACCAGGUAUUCCUGAUCUGGGGAGGCAAUAGCUGGAUAGCCGGACAACUCAUCCAGCUCCUCCGCGAUCAAGGAAAGCAGGUUGUAUCAACAACGGUCCGAAUGGAAAACCGCGAAGCUGUUGAGAAAGAGCUCGACCAAGUCCGGCCCACGCACGUAUUGAAUUGUGCCGGCUACACCGGAGUGCCAAACGUCGACUGGUGCGAGGACAAUAAGGAGAAGACGAUCAGAUCCAAUGUCAUUGGAACCAUCAACCUAGUAGAUUGCUGUUUUGUCCGCGGGAUACAUGUGACUACUUUUUCCACUGCUUGCUUGUACGCAUACGAUGAGGCACAUCCGAUUGGAGGACCUGGCUUUCGAGAAACAGACCCGUCAAAUUUUGCUGGCAACUUCUACUCGGCAACAAAGUGGCACAUCGAAAAUGUCAUCAAGCACUACGGAAACUGCCUCAUCCUGCGUAUCCGCAUGCCGGUAUCAGAUGACCUUCAUCCCCGUAGCGUUGUGACGAAAAUCACGCAAUACGACCGUGUGGUCAACGUGCCCAACUCGCACUCUGUGCUCCAUGAACUCCUUCCUGCAGCUAUCAUCCUAACCGAGCACAACGAGAAGGGUGUUUUCAACUUUGUCAAUCCCGGUGCUAUAUCGCAUAAUGAGGUUCUCUCGCUGUUCAAGAAGCACGUACGGCCUAGUUUUACGUGGAAGAACUUUAGUGUCGAGGAACAGAACCAGGUGCUAAAGAGUGGGCGGAGCAAUUGUAUGCUGGAUACUACAAAGGUGCAGGAUACGUUGAGGAAAUACGAAUAUGAGAUCCCGGAAGUGCAUGUGGCGUGUGAGCAGGCUUUCAUCCGGAUGGCUAGUAAUGGUGUUCAUUAG